AAGUGGAAAAUGUUUCUUAACUUCAGAGAUAUUCACAAUGAAGAGUGUUGAUCGAAAUGAUAUUAAUACUGUAGCUUUCAUAAAAGUCCAGAAUGUUACAUCACGUCAUUCUUCUCAUCAAGUUGCAACAAUUGUAGGCUCUACGAUUGGAAGUUGUGUGCUUCUGCUUGUUGUGGUCAUAGGGUUUAUUACGUAUGUAGUCCUAAAGCGAAAAAGGGAUGCUGAAAUGCAGGAAGAGUAUUUAGAUCAAGUUCCAGGAAUGCCAACACGGUUUUCUUAUGAAGAGUUAAAAACUGCCACUGAUAAUUUUUGUAAAAAACUUGGUGAAGGAGGAUUUGGGUCGGUUUUUGAAGGGAAUCUAAAAGAUGGCACAAAGAUUGCAGUAAAACGCCUUGAAGGUCUUUCACACAUUAAGAGAUCAUUCCUAGCUGAGGUUCAAUCCAUUGGCAGCAUUCACCAUGUGAAUCUGGUUCGACUUAGAGGAUUCUGUACUUGGAAAUCCCAAAGUUUUUUAGUGUAUGAGUUCAUGAGCAAUGGGUCAUUGGAUCGGUGGAUCUACCAUGGAGUUCGGGAGCAAAUACUUGAAUGGGAAUGCAGAAAGAAAAUCAUUCUUGAUAUAGCCAAAGGUUUAGCAUAUCUCCAUGAAGAUUGUAGGCAAAAAAUCAUCCACCUGGACAUUAAACCUCAAAACAUACUACUAGACGAUCAUUUCAAUGCCAAAGUAUCUGAUUUUGGGCUAUCUAAGCUCAUUGAUAGAAAUCAAACCCAAGUGAUGACCACGAUGAGAGGAACCCCUGGGUAUCUAGCUCCAGAAUGGCUUAGCUCAGUUAUUACUGAAAAGGUGGAUGUGUACAGCUUUGGAAUCGUUCUCUUAGAGAUCUUGUGUGGAAGAAAGAAUUUUGACCGUUCUCAGCCAGAAGAAAGCUGGCACUUACUUCGUGUUUUUCAAAAAUGUUCGGAGCAAGAAACGUUGUUAGACAUGGUUGACAUAAACAAUGAAGAUAUGCAAAAAAAUGGUACAGAGGUCAUGAAAACGAUGAAGAUGGCUUCCUGGUGUUUACAGACCGAUUAUACGCGAAGGCCUUCAAUGUCAUUAGUGGUUAUGGUGAUAGAAGGAGCAAUGAACAUUGAAUCAAACUUGGAUUAUAACUUCACAGAUCCUCGACUACAAAAAAACAAUAGUCAGGAGAAAGAUUUAACAUCAUUACUGCCUUUUGUUCUAUCUGGGCCAAGGUGAGUUGAUCAUUUCUAUGUUUCUGUAUAUUUGUAGACGAAUUGGUCUUCAAUGAGUUUACUCAAUCUAAUUUGCAUUUAUGCUUGUAGUGUAUUACAUUUGGUGUGAGUACAAAUGAAAUGGUUGUAAUAAAGUCAAAUUAUUAUGGUUUUA
This is a messenger RNA of Helianthus annuus (common sunflower), 1387 nucleotides long. RefSeq names its product G-type lectin S-receptor-like serine/threonine-protein kinase SD2-5. Gene Ontology annotation, molecular function: protein kinase activity; ATP binding. The coding region runs from base 38 to 1237 and encodes 399 amino acids. The record is from RefSeq and is a predicted model, not a curated record. NCBI's taxonomy places the organism in Eukaryota, Viridiplantae, Streptophyta, Magnoliopsida, Asterales, Asteraceae. The transcript has a single exon. Gene Ontology annotation, biological process: protein phosphorylation.